AUUUUAAUUUUCAACUUAGCAAUAGAGUGUAAAUAAAUAAAUAACACGUGUUAAAUUAUGUUCUCGUAAAUAUACCAAGUAUGUCAUUUUAUGCUAUUUAUUUUAACAGUGUUACGAAAAUUGUUGUUUUGGUUUUAGCUUUAAGUAGUACAUUUUUGAAUUUAGAAUGCAGACCUAACGACGUAAAAUUAAUCGGUGGAAGGAAUGUAGCUGGAAAUGAGGGCCUGUUCAUGGGCAGUCUGCAGCGAAGCUCCGACGGACAACAUGUGUGCGGCGCUGCGUUUUACUCGUCCUUCCGGCUCAUAACCGCAUGCAGUUGCAUUUACGAAGGUGCGAUAAGCACAGUGGCCAGAUAUACCAGUCGAAUUCCCUCAGAUUACCAAGUGACCGCCGGCAGUAGGUACAAUGUGAAAGUGGACAAUGAGUUCAUAGUGGUCAAAGUAGCCUCUUUGCAAGUUCAUCCGGGAUGCAACGUGGACGAGGACACGAACAUGUGGGUGAACGACAUCGGCGUCAUAGGACUCGAAGAGCAUCUGGAUCAGAGCAGCGCACUCAAAUUUAUUCAGUACUCUUCUUCCCAAGCCGACUACUAUGAAGACCUACUCCGAUUGACCGAAGACACGUCCUACUGGCUGAAAGGCGAUAAGCAAUGCUAUGUUUUUGGAUGGGGACACAGCACUUACGAUACAGUUGGCAAGGCAUUACCCAUCAGCCCAAAAUCGUAUCUUCAAACUCGAGCUUUGCAGUUCCUGGCUCCUGACGAGUGUCAACAACUGCUGUGUCAGGUCAGCGACGAAAGCUGCAGGUUCUUGCCGGAACAGAACAACGCGUUCUGUGCUCAAUCCGUCGAGCCAGGCGAAGGAGCUUUCUGCUACGGCGACAUGGGGUCUCCUUUCGUCUGCGAUGAUAUACUGUACGGCAUCGCGUCGUGGAAUUACGAAUGUGGCAUAACUCAUAAGGUUAACGUUAUUUUUAAACUCGACAUUCCGUUUAUGGAUGGGUUUAAAUCAUCAAGUCAGAAAUCCAACACCGCUACGUCUGCAUUGCUGAUUAUAUUGUUUCUAAGAAUAUAUUGAUAAAUUUUGAAAAUGUCGACAACGUAUUUUCUAUUUGAAAA
This is a messenger RNA of Cimex lectularius (bed bug), 1117 nucleotides long. Its product is annotated as trypsin alpha-like. Gene Ontology annotation, molecular function: serine-type endopeptidase activity. Lineage: Eukaryota; Metazoa; Arthropoda; Insecta; Hemiptera; Cimicidae. Gene Ontology annotation, biological process: proteolysis. The transcript has a single exon. The record is from RefSeq and is a predicted model, not a curated record. The coding region runs from base 81 to 1076 and encodes 331 amino acids.